AUGCCACUCCUUAAGGGUGGUCGGUACGCUGUGACGCGAACCAAAAAGUACCUAGAUGCAGGACGGAUAAUAUUUCGGGAGAAUAUUAAGAUUCUGACCAUAAACACCCUCUCCAAAGGUGAGAUUUCCGAAGGAGCCCGCGAGUUCAUUCGCUGGUAUCUGCCCCAGCUGCAGUACAAAAAUCCAGCCGUGCAGAUUGUUACUUUCCAAGACAUCUGCCCCACGCCAUCAUUACAGUUUUACCUGGCUGAUGGACGUGAUUACACAAUGGAUUGCUCCUUCCGCUCAGCUGACAGUAUCCAGGCGCAUAUCGCCCGCGUCUGUGCGAAAUCCUCUGAAACACUGAAGGUGGAGGAAGUUGAGAAACAACAGUUAGUCAAUCCAGCUAACUUUGGCACAAAGUAA
Dibothriocephalus latus is the source of this 405-nucleotide messenger RNA. The record is from the annotation of a GenBank genome assembly. Lineage: Eukaryota; Metazoa; Platyhelminthes; Cestoda; Diphyllobothriidea; Diphyllobothriidae.